Messenger RNA from Seminavis robusta, 2646 nucleotides. Lineage: Eukaryota; Bacillariophyta; Bacillariophyceae; Naviculales; Naviculaceae. The record is from the annotation of a GenBank genome assembly.
AUGUCUCCUACCGCUGGAGUCCACCAUGAUGAAGAUGGGGAUGAUCUGUAUGACAUCCCCAACAGUCGCGCUGUUGUUCCACCACCCGCUCCCACUCCUGGUGGAUUGUUGAGGGUUGACUUGGUUGGAACACCACUUGAUACCCUUGGUGGAGGCUCUCCGCUUGAUUCUGCAACUCGCCAUGAGACUGCUGCUGUGCUUGCAUCCUUGGCUAAUGGUACCACACCCCCAGCUGGUGGCACAGAAGUUACACCAAAUGAAGCAGAGAAUUCCACUCCCAAAGGUACCAAACGAGCAACACCCAUGAACAGCUCUCGUCACACCAAAGCAAAGCAGGGAGCUGCCCGAAUUCAUGUUGGAGGAAGAUGCAAAACAACAAGAGGUCAGCUCUUUCAUUUGCUUUCUACUGAAAGCCAAAAGGCAACCAUUCGCGAGUUCAACAACAAUCACAACUGUUAUGGAACAAUCAAGUCCGGCAGCUCAAAUCAAGGCUACAACGUUGUGUUUGAUUGUCUUCCCACUGAUGAAAAGGAAGUUUUUAUCAGACGCAAGAACCUGACUGCCAUUCCCAAAGGAUACGAGGAAGUCACCUUUGAUCGGUCAAGUGAUGAUCCGGAAAAACUUGCAGAAAUUCGAGUCAAGAAGAGCAAGAAAUUAUCUCCCUUUCAGGUGUGCAAUGACAAGUUCCUCUCCCUGGAAGAAGCAGAGAUGUCUGUAGCCAAGACGUUUGACAUGCACUGGUCUAACGAUGAUGGGGCAGAAUGUGUUCCGUGGAAGAUUCUUCCAGACGGUGUGCAUGUCACAGAAGCAAAGGAUCCCAUGUACUAUCCGGAUGGAGUAGCCUUCAAGAAGCAAGUUGACAUUGGCGACUCUGGCGCCAAUACUGAUUUCGCGAAAUUCAUGCCAGAUCUUACUGGGAUGGCUGCCAAGAUUGACAAGUUCCACUCGUCCAUCAAGAGUCCGAUGUACUCUACUGUCAAGUCGGAUCGCAUCCAGUUCUAUGAUGAGGACGGUUACUUUGGAAACAAGGAUGGCGAUUGGAUGGUCAAGCAAUGCUUCCUCCUUCUGAUUGCAUCUUGCCUGGAGACAGAGAAUGGUUCUGAUCUUUGGAAGCGAGGCCCUUCCUCUGGACGCAAGGAAUACCCUGACUUUGGCCAGUAUCUUCCUUUGAAUUAUUGGAAGGCUUUCACUUGUGCUGUCGGACUUUGCUUCGGCCCUGAAGAGUACUGGUACCUGGAUAAGCGAGACGUUCCAUGGGAUGCUAUCGUGCCAGCUGUCAUCGGUUUCAACAAGAAGAGGCAGGAAUUGUUCUGGGUUGUCCUCCUUAUGCUCGAUGAGAGCAUGAUUGGAUGGAGACCCAAGUCCACCAAGACAGGAGGUCUUCCCAACCUGACAUAUGAGCCAAGGAAGCCGGUUCCCUUGGGAACAAUGCUUAGGAAUGGAGUGGAGUGCAUCACCGGUUGUAUUGCCAUGAAUGCAGAGCGACAGAACUUCAAGAAGUAUCUUUACGCGGACAAAGAGGAACAGAUUCGACAGAAGUCAAGUCUCCCUGGGAAACCCGACAUGCCAGCACACACAGCAGAAGUUCUUCGUCAAGUUGAAGAUGCUCAAGUUGUGAAGAAUGGCUGGUGUGGAGGUGAUGCUUGGUUUGGUUCAGUGGCGACUUGUGUUGAAUUGAAGAAACGUUUCGGUGUACAUUCCACCUUUAUUGUCAAGAACAACAAAGCGUUCUAUCCUAUGGAAGUUCUUAAUGCUGUGUUGAAGGCAAGACAUGGUGAUAAACCGGCAGGUCAUUGGGUUGUCAUGACUACUACUAUUGCCGGUGUUGAUCUAUUGGCGAUUGCUUAUGCCUGGUCGCAGAAGGGGGUAUCCUAUUUUAUUUCCAGUUGUGGAGAACCAUCCGAAAUCAAGUACGAAUCCAAGUUUGAGGAUGAGUGGGGCAACACCGGCAGCAAGCUCAUCAAUCGACCCAAGAUUUGCCAUUUCAUUUAUGAGUAUCUUCCCUUGAUCGAUGAACACAACAAGCAAAGGCAGAACCUUCUCGCACUUGAGAAGUGCUGGCAGACCAAGAACCCAUGGAUGCGAAUUGCCUUAGUGGACUUGCAUCGGUACUACCGCUACCAGAGGAUUGUUGAGAAAGGACACAAGCGCGAGGCCAUGGAUCAAGUCCGAAUAAUGAAGAUGGCCGAUUUGGUUUGUGCAGGAUUGAAGCCAUGGAUGGGACCCCGUAUUCAGCGAUCCUUUGGACAGUCAUCCGAUAUUGGCAUCGAGCGAUGCAGGGAUUCUCAUGGAAACUUGAACCGAGAGGUCACAGCGGCACAACUUCGAAAGGGGAGAACUGUUGGCAAUUUGGUCACAAAACAAUGCUGGAUUUGCAGAGGAUACUUGGACAAGAAUGGUAACCCCAUCCAGUGCUGGACGUCCAUGUGGUGCAAGUUCUGCCAUGCUCCCUUGUGCAACAAGGAUAGGACCAAAGAGAAAAGGUUUGGUCCUGAUGGUCGCGACAUGUCUUGUGUUGACACGCAUUUUGGUGCAUGUCAUUCUGAUACGUUUGGCUGUGGUGAUCUCAAGGUAAAUGGCCAGUGCUUCCCCAAGGCGGAUCAGAUCAAUCAGCACCCACGUCGCAGUCGCCGGGGACCCUAUUAA